CCUACAAACCUGGGUAAUCCCACAGUCACCAGGAAGUUGUUGAAAUACCAAACGGAAAGAAACUUCGCCUAUUUAUUGCUAACGUUAGCUUUUAAAGAGUCAAAAGGGCAAACUGAAAAUUAGAACGUUCGCUGCACUUCCUUUCAGCGCAUAGAAUCUGCGUUUUGGUUUACCGUUUCCUUCAAUUGGACUACUCACAGGUGACACUAGAAGGGCAAUUGUUUGUGGGAUCCAUGACCACUAUUGAAGGGGUUGGAGAUGAGGUGGUGUAUGUAGCUAUAUUUAUAUCAACCUUUGCUUUUCUAUACAGAACUUAUCUUUGGAAUUUUUUUCUGAAUCUUGGCAGACAGGUGGUAAAUGUGAUCCGAACAUGUUUUCAAUGUGUCUGGAAUGGCAUAGGCUUACAACAUUUGUAUCCUAGAAUAGAGUCAUCUCAGGCAACUUCAGCAGGACAUGAGGGGUUUCUCAGGAGAAUGGAUUCACCCCCAGAAAAUGACUGUUGUUCAGUCUGUCAUGAUAGUUUUGUCUUGCCCUGUCAAGCAAAUUGUGCUCAUUGGUUUUGUGGGGAGUGUAUACUUCGUGUGUGGCAUCACAGCUCAGCAAUUCAACCCUGUAAAUGCCCAAUUUGUCGGAGGCCAAUCAACCUCUUGAUACCAUGUGAGUCUGCAACUCGACGGCGCAGUGAGCCAGAGGUGGAUAAUAUCCUUAACAAAAUUGAGAGAUAUAAUCGUAUAUUUGGUGGAGGCUCAGUUGGGUUUUUCCAGAGGCUUCGGGAUAUGCCACUUCUACUUCGCAGGUUGUCAAGGGAGCUGAUGGAUCCUCAGAGGGCUCUUCCUCUUGUAUUUAGGGCCCGUGUUAUGUUAUCUUUUGCAUUAGUAGCGGUCUAUAUAUUUAGUCCUGUGGAUAUUCUUCCAGAAGGGAUCCUGGGCAUUGUAGGUCUACUAGAUGAUCUCUUGAUAGUACUCAUUGUCUUUUUCCACGUGGCUACAUUGUAUCGUUCGACACUUUUCUAUCGACAUGGUGGCCGGGGACAGUAAUAAUGAAGUUUGAGGACCAUUCCGGUGGUUGAAGAAAAAUUAUUUGGUGGCCGGUGACAGUAAUAAUGAAGUUUGAGGACCAUUCCGGUGGUUCAAGAAAAAUUAUUUGGCAAUUUGCUGUCCAUAUCAAGUUUUGUUCUAUAUGAUGUAUAUCCCGUGUCUUAUUUUCUCACAUUAUUCUAUUUUGGAUUUGCAUACCAAUUUUUUUACUUGGAAAUCGCUACAUGUCUUUACAGAAGGCAAAGAAAUGUAUAAAUGCAUCUAUUAAAUGCAUCUAUCACCUAGAAAUCUAGUUUCUAGCAUACUGCCAUUGGGGAUUAAUAGAAUAUUUUCUAUACUUCCAUACUCAAUAGAUUUGCGAUCUCAUUUUGAUAAGCAAAUUCUUAUGAAAUUAUUGAUUUAGCCCUAUGACAGGUAAUGUGGCUGUAAUACCCUCUACGUUUGUAUGUGGUAAUAUAGCCCUCUUAAACUUUUAACUGGGGGCAGUUUUUUUAUUUUGUGUAUCGCUGUAUUAAAGACUCCAAUUAUGUAAACAUUCAAUUUGUGUUCUUUUGCAAAAAUGCAAUCCAUACCAAUUCAUUGAA
This is a messenger RNA of Cryptomeria japonica (Japanese cedar), 1621 nucleotides long. RefSeq lists its product as uncharacterized. NCBI's taxonomy places the organism in Eukaryota, Viridiplantae, Streptophyta, Pinopsida, Cupressales, Cupressaceae. The transcript has 7 exons. The coding region runs from base 234 to 1037 and encodes 267 amino acids. Gene Ontology annotation, molecular function: ubiquitin protein ligase activity. The record is from RefSeq and is a predicted model, not a curated record.